Molecule: messenger RNA, 3071 nt
Organism: Theobroma cacao (cacao)
Lineage: Eukaryota; Viridiplantae; Streptophyta; Magnoliopsida; Malvales; Malvaceae
Source: RefSeq, a predicted model, not a curated record
CGAAAGAAACGGCGCCAUCCUUCCCCUCCGACGCAAACCGCGGAUGAUAACUUGGAGUCCGAGCUCGAUCGCGAACGUUACCUCGAUUUGCCUCCUUCCUCUCCCUCGCCGUCCGAUCAGCAAGAUGGAGAUAAUGAUGAGGAAUGUGCGACUGCUGGUGGAGUCUAUAAUGCUGUUCCCUUUUCAUAUGGAAACACUGGUGAUUUCAAUGAGCAAAAGGAUACUGAUGCAGAGUCUAGUUUUCGGCCAUCCUUUCCUGUGCCUGAAAGCUUACUUCAAAGCCUAGUAAGUACAUACUCAUCUUCGUACAAUAUAUCUGUACUUCUUUUGUAUAAUCUAGAUGUAAUUGUUUGUUGAUACUUAUCCAAUGUGGCUGCGUGAUAGUUGAGUAAGGUGCAUGUGGUAUUCUAAGGCUUACAAUGUCUAAGUUUCAGAUGCUCGGAGCGCAGAUGCAGUUCUUGUUUCCUUUUGAUGUCAUGACAAGGGGGCGUGCAGGUGGGAUUAGGAUGAUAGAAAUUCGUUACUUUUCAGGAAUCUUAUUCACUUGAGAGCAAAUGGGAUGAUACAUAUCUUCCCAGAAGUUCUGUUUCUUGAUCUUUGUGCUUAUCUAAAUAUAUCCUUCUACAGAGAAAGUACACCAGAUCAUGGCAAGGACGGCUAUGUUUGUGAGUAGAUAUGGCGGACAAUCAGAGAUUGUUUUGAGGGUCAAACAGGGAGACAACCCAACAUUUGGCUUCUUGAUGCCUGAUCAUCCACUUCACGCAUACUUUAGAUUUCUUGUUGAUCACCAAGAACUUUUGAGCAGCAACUCUGUUGAUGAAGAGAGCAAAGCUGACAGUGCACUUGAUCAGGCGGGUCGUGUUAGAGGAGGUGGUGCAUUAUCUUUGCUUGGUACUGUAUAUGGUUCUGGAGAAGAUGAGGAAGGUGCAACUGCAAAUGCUAGCGAAGUUAAAAGAAAGGAAUCUGUGGAAGCUGGGGUUGCUAUUAAUGAAACGUCAUCUAAUGGACCAGAACAGAAACAAUUUUCUUCAAGUGUAAAUAGGAAAGAUGAGACAGUAACAAAGGAUUCAGCUCCUUUAACUAAGGAAAAGGCUUCUCUGAUAAAACGAAAUCGUUCGAUAACAACAAUUAAGGCUGGAACUACAACUGGGGUGAAGAAAGAAAGUGAUGCCUCUGCUGCUGAGAAAUCGCGAGCUUCUUCUUUGCCAACCACGUCAAAGGUUGAAUUGCCUGUUGUAGAGCCUCCAUCUGAUUUAAAGAGAGUGGUUGAUAAAAUUGUUGAGUUCAUCCAGAAAAAUGGUAGGCAGUUUGAAGCAGUUCUGGUUGAACAAGAUGUUAGGCAUGGCAGGUUUCCGUUCCUGUUGCAAUCCAAUCUAUAUCAUCCUUAUUAUCUAAAAGUUCUUCAAAAAGCUGAAAAGUCGAAGUUACCUGGUAAAGGAUUCAUUUCUGAGAAGCAUGAUUCAUCCAGCCUUGGGGUAGAGAAGAAAGCUGCUUUAUCCCGAGAAAGUGAUAGUGUGCCUGUUGGAUCUGACAUACCGUAUGAUUAUGAUAGGAAAGAGAAGUUUAAAAUGGUAAUCAGCAAGUCAAAGAAGGAUGGACAAGAUCCACCUUCCAAAGCUACCCAGCCACCAAUCGGAGUUAGUGUGGAUGCAGCAGCAGCAGCUGCUAUUCUUCAGGCUGCCACAAGAGGCAUUAAGAAUCCCAAUUUAGAAAUUCUAUCUAAGACAUCUUUAAAUGGUAGCAGCCAGGCCCGUAGUAGUGAGGGUGGGCAUGCCCCAAGUUUGGGUGGUCUCCUUUCAUCUCAGCCUCAGAGUUCUAACCAGAAGCCAGGGCAGAAAGGGGAGCCAAGUGUUUCUGGUCCUGUUGCCAAUGCUAUUGCAAAGACAGCAGCUAUUGCAGCUGCAAGUGAGGCUGAUUCCUCUGAGGCGUGUUUGUCUAAAGAAGAAAAGUUGAAAGCUGAGAGAUUGAAACGGGCAAAGAUGUUUGCAGCCAUGAUAAAAAGUGGUGCUGCACCACUUAAAACUGAACCAUUGCGUGGCUUAUCUGCUGAACCACCAGAGUCGGGGGUUUCUGGUUCAGGUGUGGAGGGUGGAAGUCUUUUGGGAAAAGAAAGGGAAGGAAGCUCAGUUCCAUUGGAUGCUAAUACUUCUGAUAAGACUGAAAAUCAUGAAAAGAUAUAUUCUGGCAGUGAUCAUUAUGAACGGCGAUCAAAGAGGAAGUAUCGUUCGAGAUCAAGCAGACAUGAAGAAGAUAGCAGACGGGAGGAGGAAGAAGAAGAAGAAGAAGAAAAAGAGAAAGGAAGGGAUCACAAGCACUCAGGUAAAAAGCGGCAUUCUCAUCACUCUUCGCACCAUAGCAGGGAUAAACAUAAGCAUAGAAGAAGGCAUUCAUCUUCAAAGGAUAGAGAUUCUCGACAUCGGCAUAAGCACCAUAGGGGCACUGAUGAUGAACAAGGUCAUAACUCAGACAGCUCUGACAGUGACCAUCAUCAUUCUCGACACAGACGGAAGCAAGAUAAUUCAGAUGCUGAACGUCCGCGGUCAAGAUUUGCAUACGAGCAUAACAAUUCCUCUGAGGAAGAUGAGCAUCGACACUAUCGACAUCAUCACAAGCAUGACAGCUCCUCUGAGGAUGAGGAUCGACGCUCCCGACAUCGGCAUAAGCACCAUAGGUCCUCUGACGAUGAGCACCAACAUCGAAGGAAGAGAUCUCACUCGGGAAGAGAGGGAGAAUUGGAGGAAGGAGAGAUAUGUGCAAAAUCAGAUCAAUCUAAAUUGAGUGAGGGCAAUUGUGUCAGUCGGGAAACUUCAGCGGAUAUAUCAAAACCAGAUGCAGAAGGAAGAAGAGCUCCAUCUCUGCCAGCCGAAACCACUGCGGUUUCCGAUGAUUUAAGAGCCAAAAUUCGAGCUAUGCUGAUGGCAACCUUGUAAUUUAUAGUUGUCAUGUCUGUUUUCCUUACCACAAGCAUCUAACAGAUCAUUUCCCCUGAAUUAAAUGAUGAGUUCCUGAUCUCACUUUCCAGUUCUUUAAUCAAAUUCAAAUUACUUGCAAUAUGAUGUCAUUAAAUUGUU